AUGCUAAAUAGAACGUGGAACUACCAACCAACAGCAUGUUUCCAUGACGGAGAAAACAGAUGGGCUGAUGCCUUGGAGAGCCAUGAGUUUGUCAAUACAUGGCUGGAAAGGGAUCCAAUCACCUCGGCGCAGCGCUUCGUGGAACAAAUUAGGACGGGAAUGAGGGAAGGGAGGGAUGAUCCUACUUCAAUCAUCACCACUCUUGAAGGAUACACUUCAUCUCCAAUGCGGUUGAGAUCGCUCGCUGAGGUUAAGGACGUAGUAUCCGCUCUGACGAAUCACUUGCUCUUCCCAGAGCUUGAAAGGCCUGGUGACGGGAACUCAACCGGCCCUCGCAAAGAGAUGUACUGCAUUCUCUUUUCAAUUCUUAUAUCCAUUCCCCCAAUGGAAAAUGACAAGAUAUCGAUUUCGCGACUCCGUGACCUGGUCUCAAGACUUCAUCUUCCUUACGGGCCGGACCUCAACAUCCGUCAACCUUCUAGGGAUAUCAUACUUCGUCACGGUGAUGGAAGACUGUCUACGAAACCACAUCAGUGCCAUUCCUCGCAAGUCUUAUUCAUCGCAGUUUCCGAAAAUGACCAGUGCAUUUUCUCUGCGUCUUCCACGGAAAUGUCGAUAUUGUGCUUGAAGAAUCUCAGCCACCCCGCGCAGAUACCUUUCCGCUCAGAAGAGCCGAUCAAAUCUGUUGCAAUAUCUGCUGACGGACAAUAUCUGGCACUGGGCUCUUCAAUCGCUGGAGUGGAAACGCGAAGGCUGAACUUAUUAGAUCAUGCAACCGGUCAUCGGGAACUUCUCGCUGUGUCCAGGGCCCGAAGGGUGGCUUUCUCCCCAGAUGGACUCAAAAUUGCCGCAGCCUUGGAUGACUCCACAAUCAAAAUUUAUAACCGCAUUUCCGCAGAUGACCCGGCCAUUAGGAUACUGAUCGGCCAUCGUGAUUGGAUCAGGUUCCUAGCCUUUUCUCCCAACGGAUACUACCUCGUAUCUGGCUCAGACGACUGCACUAUUCGGGUUUGGGAUGUCAGUGCAGACAACCUGGGACAGCAGACAGUGGCCGUGAAAGUGAUCAACAGUGGUCAGGGAGUCGUGCGAACUGUUGCAGUCCACCUUGAAUAUCAGACGGGGCCGAACGAGGAGACUGAGGGAGAUCGGACAAUUCAACCUACUAGCAACACAGUAUUAGGGAAUCAUCAACUCAACCCCGACGCCUCUAUACAAGGUCCUCACAUUGCCGAUAUAAACACUUUCGAAGACACCACAUCCGUUUUCCCCAGAGUCGCAAGGACCUACACCCCAGCCUUAACCAUCAUCUCUGGCUCAGACGACGGAAGUAUAUGCAUCCAUAGAGAGGGACCUGAAGGGUUCAUGAAGACAGAAAAACUGGAAGAAAGGCACUCGACUUGGAUACGCUGUGUUGCUAUCUCACAAAGUGGUGAUAUGAUUGCUUCAGCCUCCGACGAUUGCACGAUUCGCUGCUGGGAGGUAAAGGCUGAGAAGGGCACGAAGACAGUGGCUAAAUACCAUACCAAGAGUGCUGUAUGUUCUCUUGCAUUCUCGAAGGACGGGAAGAAAUUGGUCACCGGCAACUAUCUUGGAGAGAUUCAAGUUUGGGAUGCAGAUGUACUCUUAUAG
Molecule: messenger RNA, 1629 nt
Organism: Pleurotus ostreatus (oyster mushroom)
Lineage: Eukaryota; Fungi; Basidiomycota; Agaricomycetes; Agaricales; Pleurotaceae
Exons: 3
Coding region: 1-1629 (542 amino acids)
Molecular function (GO): protein binding
Source: RefSeq, a predicted model, not a curated record